Molecule: messenger RNA, 540 nt
Organism: Puccinia graminis f. sp. tritici CRL 75-36-700-3
Lineage: Eukaryota; Fungi; Basidiomycota; Pucciniomycetes; Pucciniales; Pucciniaceae
Exons: 2
Coding region: 1-540 (179 amino acids)
Source: RefSeq, a predicted model, not a curated record
AUGACCUCUCUGUUGAUGUUGAGUAGCUGGGUAGCCUGUGUUACCUGCAAAGCCCCUUGGGAGGGGCCCAAGGGGUUUUCUGAAGGUUUGGGGGUUGAGUUUUGGUUCAGAGGUCGCGCAAGGGUGAAAGAAGGCUGCGGCCGCAGUCGAGAGCGCUGGGCCGCCGGUGCCUUGUUCUGUGUGCGCCGUUCCGGUCCGGAUUUCCCAUCACUGCACGCAUCCGGUCAGCCGGUGCUGUCUUCGACUCCAAUCCCGCCGACGAGCUCCUUGACUGACUCCGACUUCCGAAAUAUUCCAACAUCGUCGAUCGGAUCUUCCAUGCCUCGACAGCUGGAAGAUUCUGAACCCUGCCUUGUCAUUGGUCAGGUGCAGCCAGAUCACCUGGCUUUUCUUCCUCCCAAUGAAUCGGGAGGACAUGAGUGGCUAGGAUUGGUCAACGAAACGGGGCGUAGCGCGUCGCGUAGGUUGUUUGGAGCUGCGGCCACAGUUGAGAGCGCUGAGCCGUCGGUUCUUGAUUCCGUUCACGCCGUUCCGGUCUGA